Pocillopora verrucosa is the source of this 615-nucleotide messenger RNA. RefSeq lists its product as uncharacterized. Gene Ontology annotation, molecular function: calcium ion binding; enzyme regulator activity. The record is from RefSeq and is a predicted model, not a curated record. NCBI's taxonomy places the organism in Eukaryota, Metazoa, Cnidaria, Anthozoa, Scleractinia, Pocilloporidae.
UAAAAUGGAAUCGAUCCCAGAGAGCCAGCUGGAAGAAUACUACGAGGCUUUCCGUUAUUUUGACAAGGACAACAGUGGUUGCAUCACAACUAAAGAGCUGGGAACACUGAUGAAGUCCCUUGGUGUAAACCUCACAGAAAAUGAAUUACAGCGUAUUAUCAACACCGUGGAUAUUGAUGGAAAUGGUAUGAUGGAUUUCCAAGAAUUUGUGAACCUUAUGUUGACAAAAAAUCAAAAUGGAAUGGAACUCUGCGAAGCUAAAGAAGCUUUUAGAAUCUUCGACAGAGAUGACCGGGGGUUCAUCCUUACAUCGGAGCUUCGGCAAGCGUUUGCGACGUUGGAAGAGGACAUCCCUGAAAGCGAGCUGGACGAGAUUUUAGAGGACAAAUGCCAAUCAGGAAACAGAAAAAUAUCUUUUGAGGAGUUCAAGAUGAUGAUGCGAAUAGAAAGUUCAGAGGAAAAUGCAAAGAAGAACUCAUGUACAAUUCAUGCUUUCAGCAAGUGAAAUCACAUUCUCUUACUCUCUACUUCAUUAUGGUAUCUUUAUGAUUACUCCAAAAAGAAUGAUCAGUCAGUGCCUCAGUGACCCUUGCAUAAACACAUAAUCAUAAUGUA